AGAUUGUCUCCGAGUGCUUAGUAUCUGCUUUCGUUGCCUUAUUCGGUUUCGUAUUAUCCGCAGACGCGUUCAAACCCAUUGCCAUGGAAGAUGAAGUUGCAAAGAUGACCAUUGAUAAAAUUGACACUAGACCAUCUUUUAUUACAUUUAAUCACAGAAAAGUAGCAUCUACUCAGGCACAAUUAAAUAGAAAGAUAUAGGAAGCACAAACAUUUAAAAAAAAAAAAAAAGAGAAAAUAAAAAACGCAUUAUUAUCU
This is a messenger RNA of Backusella circina FSU 941, 257 nucleotides long. NCBI's taxonomy places the organism in Eukaryota, Fungi, Mucoromycota, Mucoromycetes, Mucorales, Backusellaceae. The record is from the annotation of a GenBank genome assembly.